This is a messenger RNA of Pseudovirgaria hyperparasitica, 1602 nucleotides long. RefSeq names its product transcription-associated recombination protein Thp1p. The record is from RefSeq and is a predicted model, not a curated record. The transcript is spliced from 4 exons. Gene Ontology annotation, molecular function: double-stranded DNA binding; RNA binding. Gene Ontology annotation, biological process: transcription elongation by RNA polymerase II; poly(A)+ mRNA export from nucleus; post-transcriptional tethering of RNA polymerase II gene DNA at nuclear periphery. Gene Ontology annotation, cellular component: transcription export complex 2. NCBI's taxonomy places the organism in Eukaryota, Fungi, Ascomycota, Dothideomycetes, Acrospermales, Acrospermaceae. The coding region runs from base 104 to 1498 and encodes 464 amino acids.
UGUCAACAUUCAAAAUGGAUUGAAGUACUGCGCAGGUGGCUUCUGUCCACGUAACAUCAUCACACCGACGGACGCAGUGCAAUCAUUGCCAUGCGAAUGCAAAAUGGACCGUAUCAUCGAAGAAUUUAAGCGCGCUCAACAUGACAGCUCUGGCUACGACUUAGCUGCGACGCUUAGCCCUAUACCGCCUCUGGACGAUGGCGGACGGUUAUAUGCAUUCUCCAAAAGUACGAAUAACUAUGCAGUCGCAGGAGAUAUCCGCGAUGCUCUCGGUCGUGGUCGCAAUGCCACGUUCAGUAGCAGAGCAGAAACGGAUGCCUGGGUAGAUGUUUUUGUCGCCUAUUGGAAAGCAGUUGGUGAUAUUUUGAACGCCGAGGAAGCGCAAAACCGGAGAAAGUUUAUUGGAAACGAAUGGACAACAGCCUAUGACGCAUGGAAAGAUGUUGUGAAUGCGCUCAUCAAAGGACAUGCUGCUGGUCAUUUCCCCGCGUGGACCAUACCAUGUCUGUAUACUGGUGGAAGGUACUUACGAGUGUUCGCUAUAAAGGCAGAUAAACAGACGACCGAUACACAAGGAAAGGUGGCAUUUACGGACGGUCUGGGAGACGACGUUGUUAGUUCGGCCAAUAAGAACGAAAAACUGGAAGACACGGCAAGACAAUUGAUGAGGAUAUUCUCCCUGUUUCUUGGAGACAGGUCGCCGAUAGAGGACUCGCGAAAAUGGGGCAUUUAUUACAUCGCCAAUCUUCUGUUCAAGACACACUUCAAGAUCAAUUCAAUCAAUCUUUCGAAAAAUAUAUUGCGAACGCUCCACGCCCAAUCGGAUCUUCCAGCCCUAGAGCGGUUUCCCAAGGCGCACCAGACGACUUUCAAAUACUAUGCUGGGGUGAUAUUCUUCCUAGAUGAGGACUAUAUCAAGGCAGAAAACUACCUCACGGAUGCCCUAGUCCUGUGUCACAAGGAUGCCAAGAAGAACCGCGAGUUAAUUCUCACUUAUCUCAUCCCUUGUCACCUUUUGACAACACACACCCUCCCGACCAGCGCCCUUCUGGGUCCCUAUCCACGCCUCGAAGCUCUAUUUCAGCCCCUUGCGAUGUGCAUCAAGCGUGGCGAUCUUGCUGGCUACGACGCCGCUCUGGCAUCCGGCGAGGCGGAAUUCGUCAAACGGCGUAUAUAUCUUACUCUUGAACGAGGUCGCGAUAUUGCAUUGCGAAACCUGCUGCGGAAGGUGUACCUGAGUGCAGGCUACGAACCACCAAAGGAGGGUGACCCACCAGAUGCCCCCAAAGUGCGCAAGUCGAGGAUCGCACUGGUCGAUUUCCACGCUGCGGUGAGGUUAAGCAUGGGGAAGGACGGCGAGAGCCUUGAUCAGGAGGAAGUGGAAUGUCUGAUGGCGAACAUGAUUUAUAAGAACCUCAUGAAAGGCUAUAUCUCUCACGAUCACGGCAAGGUUGUGUUGCAAAAGGGUGAUAAAGCGUUCCCGGGGACCGGGGUAUAGAGAGACAUACUCUAUGCGAUAGGCAAUAGAAUAGAAGAACAAAAGACAGAACAGAGACACGACUCAUGAAGUACUGUUACGAGCCAAUACAGUCAUAUCUUGUC